Messenger RNA from Schistosoma mattheei, 2869 nucleotides. Lineage: Eukaryota; Metazoa; Platyhelminthes; Trematoda; Strigeidida; Schistosomatidae. The record is from the annotation of a GenBank genome assembly.
CUUUUGUAUCAUUUUAACCAGGGUCAUACGAUGGUCGCUCUCUGGAUUCUGUAUUUGUCUUUGCAUUUAUUUUGCAUCGUCAACGCAUCAAGUCUGACAGAUAAUUCUCCUUACAAAUCUGCAGACCAAAUUAUAUGGGCUGAAAUAUCUUCGAACACUACGUUCUGCUGCAACCUAACAUUCAAAGAAUCAGAAGCACUGCAGUUGAGAGUGAAUGACCAACGAAUUUCUUCCUCAGUUAAAAGACCUGGCGAAGAUAUCAAAAGAUAUAUUUCUCCGUCAGCCAAAGCCUGGAACAUAAACGAAGCAGUCAAAAAUGAUAUCUGCCUGACAAAAAUCAAUAAUAAUCCUGACGAAAUAGAAAAUCCUCCCCAAAUUAUUUGUGAAAAAUCUGCAGAUUAUGGUCUGGGAGAAACUUUGGAAAAAAAGUCCAUUACUUUAAAGUUUUACGAGCAAGCCAAAAUCGUUAAAUUUCCAAAAAGUCUUAAAUUUAGAGAAGGAUCAAAUCAAGUAAUUGAAUGCAGUGCUACUGGAUUUCCUGACUUAUAUGUCGUCUGGCGCUUGAAGAAUGGUUCAAUCUUGAAACACUCUCAUCAACUUAAAUCAUCCGUUAGUAAAAACAAUACACGAUUAAUUAAUCUUCCAUUGGAAUUGUCAAACAUUCGUUCUGAUCAACAUGGUGAUGUAUAUAUUUGUGAAGCGGGCAUACAUUCUGCAGUUAAUCAAAAGCCAGUUAUUGAAGAAUUGAUGCUUGAAGUCAACUUAUAUCCGAAAAUUCAUAUGUCCGACAGUGUAAUCUACACAGAUAUUGGUGUUGAAGAAAGAUUCAAUAUUCUGGUAACAGGUUACCCAACUCCUACACUGACCUGCAAUGAUCUACCAGUUGGUGAUGCACACAUGUUAUCCAAUAAACCUCAAGGCGGAACAUGGGCAUAUCGUGUUGUAUUGAAUCAGAUUACAUCACAACAUUUACAUGAGUAUAUGUGCAAAGCAAAUAACAGUUUAGGCAGUGUAAAUCAAAAGUUAGAAGUGACUGUUGAGCCAGCACCUCCAAAAAUUUUAUCCUCGAAUUCAACAGAAUUUGCUGAUUACUAUUUAUUGCAUUGGACAACAAAUUCCCGUGCACCAUUAAAGAAUGUCACUGUUACUAUAAGUGAAAUAUCAGCGAAUACAGAAUCUAGUGCUGGUAGUUCGAUUGUUCCACGUUCACCAGUACUUCAUGAACGUGUAUUUAAUUUGGAAGAUGAUAAAAUUGAUACAACUUCUACAGUGAUUCAACAUAUACAAUCGAAUUCGACCAAUUUAAAACAUAUCUGGCAUCAUUUACCAAAUCUUAGUUCAGAUACACGUCAUGAUAUUAGCUUAAGUGUUUGCAAUACUUAUGCAUGUUCAAAAUCAUCAGCAUUAAACAGUCGAUUCGGUAGUACUCCAAGUAGAUUUACAUUUAAAACACCUGAAUUUGAUGGUUCAAAUAAAAUUAAUCCAUCUCUAUUACAACGAAGUCCAAAAGAUCUUCUAUCAUUAGAUGGUGAAGAAAUUAAAUCCCCAAGAAACGGCAACACUGUCAAUCUGAAACCAUAUCAAACAUCCAUUGUAUUGUUUAUUGUGACUUUGUUACUUAAUUAUUUUAUAUCAGAUCUAUUCUCGUAUCAUCAAAAUUGUUAAUAUAUUACCAUCUUUUUAAUUGUUCCAAUUAAACUAUUCUAAAACUACUGAUAUUCUGAUGAAUUUUUUUCCCAACCAUCGAACCCCUCGAUCCCAACCCCCAAAAUAACCCUGUUCAUUCGUUUUCUUUUACACUAUCGUUAUUGUUGUUCAUUUGAUCUGCGUGUUUUCAAUCCAUAGAAGAGAAGAAGAGCGGGAAAGAAAACUUUUUUAAGGAAAUUUUUACACUUUAGAAAUAUUCACUUUAAAUCAGGUAUAUUGUGUAGCAUUUAAAUUAUUGUCAUUAUUACUGUUCAUUUUAUGUUGUACGAAGUAAUUAGUUAUAUACCAUGCAAACAUACACACACACACUUCGUCUAUACAUCGAUACACAGAUAAACAUUGAAUUACGUUAAUACAUUUCAAAGGUUGUAUGGAUUCUCUUUUCAUCACUGUCCAAAUCAUCAUCAUCAUCAUCUCAAUGCCCAAUGUUUAAUUGAAAUGUAUAACUACUGCUUUUACUGAUCAUUUUAUUGGUUUUUAUAGUCCCCCCCCUAUGCACACACACACACUCUUUCUUGAAAUAUCUAUCAUAUGCCAGUCUUCGCUUGUCACAUUCUGUUUACACUGAGAUAUUUACGAUAGUAUUUGGUAACCUGUUUGUUGCUACCACCACCACCUAUACUUUUACGUAUAUUUGUAUGUGUAGAUUUUUUUCAAGUUCAAUUUUCAUUAUACUGCUGAUAGUGUUUAGUAAUGAUCUUUAAAGAAGUUGUUUGUACUCAAUUCUUUUAGUCUAUACAAUCAUUCAUUAUUAUCUAUUGUGGUUACAUUUUAUUUGUUACCAUAGUUCUUAUUACUAAUCUCUAUGUAAUUAUAUACAUGUACAUUACUUAUUAUAAUUCUAUGUACUAUUUGGUUUAAAAUCAAUGCUCAUCUAUUUGUGCUUAUCAUAACUAUGUGAAUGGAUUAUCUAUUCGUUGACAUGUUCAAUUUAUUCUUGAUCGUAUUGUUUCUAUGAAGCAGAAUGAUUCUGGUUGCUACCUCGUUUCUAUUCUCUUCUCUCUCCUAUUUAGUAAAAGUUUUAAAAGUGGUUUACAUAAUUGUUUUUAAUUUAAUUUAUAUAAACAGGAUGUGUGUGUGUAGGUGUGUGUUUGAGUCCGUUUUUUUAAAACUUAGUCCAAGAUUUUAUUUGUUCAAUAAAACAAUAUAUAUAUAUAUAUAU